Molecule: messenger RNA, 1831 nt
Organism: Schistosoma intercalatum
Lineage: Eukaryota; Metazoa; Platyhelminthes; Trematoda; Strigeidida; Schistosomatidae
Source: the annotation of a GenBank genome assembly
UCUCAGUAGCGCAUCAAAUAAAAGGUUUUGGAAAUGUCAAUGCAGGAAUUCUCGGAUAAUUUAUCCACUUUGUCGUACAUGUCUCGACGUCGCAUUCCAACGUGGGUAUAUGAUCCUAAGAACAAAACUCUUUUCGGCCGCACAUGCUGCAGCUGGACUCUCUGUAUUUUGUUCUACUUGAUAUAUUAUGCUUGCCUGGCAACAUUCUUCACCUGUUUAUUGUGGUUGGUAUUGUAUUGCAACGCCCCAGAGAACCAGCCGGCUAGAACUGGAGCUCAGAGUUUACUAGAUUUCAAGCCAGGCCUUGGGUUCCGUCCACUAUUAAAUGUUCAAAAAUCUCUCAUUCAUUAUUCUUCUGGAGAUUCACAAACCUAUCUACCAUACACUCAGAACAUAGACGCGUAUUUAGAUACGUAUAAUCAGGUUAACGCGAAGCCCGAUAGUCAAUUUGCCAGUUGUAAAGGCAAGGAAGGAGAAACAAAAGAUGUGGAUAAGGUUUGCAAAUUCCCUCUUGAGAAUUUGGGAUCUUGUAACACUUCAAAUAAUUACGGUUACGAUAGUGGAACACCUUGCGUUCUUCUUAAAGUAAAUAAGCCUAAUACUACACCACAAAAUGUCACCUGUCGAAGAAGGCGGUGGUUAGGCAUAUGUAACACAUGUCACAACCACCACAGUUGAUAUAGAUUUACUACGUCAUCAGUCAAUUCGUUCCUAUAUUGUGUAAAAUAAAGUAGUUUAUCUAAAAUGUUCUUACUUUGUGACCUGGUUUUACCCCACCUGAUUAAGACUUUGUUUAGAGUACUGGAACUGUACGACAGACUGCGAUUAAUUUUAAAUGAUUAUUUUUAUGGAACUGAUUUGUAUUCAUAUCUAAAUUAAUUUAAAAAGCGCUAGUGAUAAUUUGCUUCUCAUUUUGACAUUUUUUCUAAGCCUAUACAUUUUCUUUAUGAAUGUCGUUCUUUAUCAAAAUUUUCACACUAAUUUACGGUUGAGGAUUGAUGUACACAACAUACGUAAAGGUCCUCAAUAUAUAGGCUCUCCAGCUGUCUUUUCAUCUCACUUAUUAUAACUUUCACAUCCUCUCAAUGAUAGGAUCGUCUGCUCAGAUGAUUUUCCUGAAUUCGAUUCCUUAUUAACAACCUGGAAAAGAUGUUGAAUAUCAGGGAACACAAUAGAUCCCAUAAGUUCAACAUUUUUAUUAACACAGAUGAUCAACAGUUGCCUUGGUCUUAAAAUAUCUUUACAAUCCUCGAUAUACUCACUGAAAUGCUUGAUCUGCACAAAAUGACACAUUUUAUUCAGUAGGUUGUUUCCAUAGAUAUCCUUCAAUAUUUCAGAAUUUUACUGAGAUAUUUUUCAAAGUUUUACCGCAACAAUUGAGUAGUCGAGUUUGUGUAUUAACUGUAUAGAUUAUAAAUUACACCUAAAGUUUACUCAAAAUAAGAAAAACCAUUGAUAUACAACUUAAUACGUAGAAAAUAGUAAAAUUAUAUAUUAAAAUUAUUUUUAGUCGGAAAAUUAUAAUUAAACUAAUAUGGAACGUAAAAUGUUUAGACUUUACGCAAAAAACAGGUUUCUCAAGGAAUCCUCUGAUAUAAAUGAUUAAUUCAACAACAAUAUUAUUUUGUAAGUUAGUUAAUCAAAAUGAUUAAAAAAAACAACUAAUCAUUGGCCAAGUGAAAUAAAAAUUUUCCCCUCUAGACUAAAACUAAAAUCUUCACAUGGACUCGCUUUUCGCCAUUUAAUCCGUAAUGAUUUUUUUCUCUCUCUCCCUUGUUUUCUUUACCAAUAAAAUAAAUAUCGAACAACUCCUUUUAAAUAUCUAGCUGGC